Protomyces lactucae-debilis is the source of this 1440-nucleotide messenger RNA. RefSeq lists its product as uncharacterized. The record is from RefSeq and is a predicted model, not a curated record. Lineage: Eukaryota; Fungi; Ascomycota; Taphrinomycetes; Taphrinales; Protomycetaceae. The coding region runs from base 224 to 1108 and encodes 294 amino acids. The transcript has a single exon.
GACAUCAAGAAGGGCUUUGUAUCAAUAGUAGUUGCAGCCUCUGCUGAUGGUCAUAUGCGAAAAGCUAGCCGCAGACAAGCAUCAUCACUGCUUGUGCGGAUGCUCAUAGAUGCAACCUUCAUGCCUUUUGUGGCAAUCUCAAAAGCGACGCAGGGCACAACGUGCUAGAUUUCCAGUGUUGUAUCAGUAAAUCCCGCUUUCCCCUGAAAACCAAAAAAGUCACAUGCAGGUCCACGCGCGAAGCAAAAUAUCACCCGCACAUAAAAGAACGGACGCAUCCACAAAUUCAACGACCACCAAAGUUGUCGAUAUUAUUUCACGGCCGGAUCAACCUUUUUCGCCUGCUUGCUCUGCGGCGUUACGAAGUCUUAUGGAUUAUGUCCCUGAACUCAAUGGACCACUCCCAGUCCAGAUACAGGGCUUGUGUGGACCGCACGACUUGCGAGGCGCUGAACACAUCAUGGCUGUGGCGAGCUCGUGGUUCGCGCUUCUAGUGGUUCAUUACGUGUGGAAUUUCUUUUUCGAGUCCGCCGAACAAGGAAACCGUCGUCUUUGCACAAUGCCAACGUAUCAUCUCUAUAAGCCACAGCACCAACGAGCAAACGAAACUUGCCAACAACUCUGCACAUUGUCGAUCCAGCAGCAUCGAGAUGCUCUCUUCACAUCAGAACCAGACGAGUGUCUCAUCCUCAACAUCAACAAAGGAAACGUCAGCGGACAAAACCACCAUGAUACGUUUGAUUGGCUUUAUUGGGGCCCAAUAGCAUAUACAGAGACCGUCAACUUGUCUGCCGACCUCCAGCUGACAACUUGUAUGUGUCAUGUACAGCUUACGGCACAACGACAGAUAUUGUCCAAGGAAUCAAUGCCUGAGCCUGCAUCUUCCAGUUUUUACUCGGAAUUCCCUUUUGACUGCAGCUUUCAGGGAGUAUCCAAGCGUCUGCUAUUCGAGGGAUGGCAAGACCUGACGCCAAUUGCGAUUACAGAUGAUUCUAAGCCUCAACUUGAGGACUGCAAGACCAAGACUCCGACUUCGCAAUUCACAGCUUCUGAGGACAUGUGGGUCGUCUUGUAUUCUCUCACUGGCUCAGAACAGCCAAAGUCGUGAUCGCCACUGGAGCUCACCACUCUAGAAAGACAGUCGAAAGCGCCUAAGGCCAUGCUGCCCAAACUUGAUUCUCGACCUGGUGAAAGAGAGCUCCUUGCUUGUAGAAUGUAUCCAAAGCAAAUUACCCCUGAAGGCCUGAUAUGUGAUGGGGAGAUGUGCUUUCAAAGCUAUCUAUCCCCCUCAUCCGUCACUGCGCCCCAUGCGUUGAUGCAACUUUUGACCACGCGGCGAAACAUGCCAUGCGUAGAUUACGAGUUGUUGACUUUGCUGAAACAUGCGAGAUGUUCAAAGCAUGCAUUGUCAUGUCUGCGCGACUUCAAGUGUGCAAUGAU